Molecule: messenger RNA, 1649 nt
Organism: Tuber melanosporum (Perigord truffle)
Lineage: Eukaryota; Fungi; Ascomycota; Pezizomycetes; Pezizales; Tuberaceae
Exons: 5
Coding region: 1-1524 (507 amino acids)
Biological process (GO): arachidonate metabolic process
Cellular component (GO): membrane
Source: RefSeq, a predicted model, not a curated record
AUGUCGAUGUGCGUCCCAGGGCCCGAAAAAAUUGGAUAUAAGUCCAGCAACUCUGGGGGAAACUCGGGAAUGAAAUCCUCUACCACCUCGCAGACCGAUAUCUUGGAAGCUACGCGUGAUCACAACAUCGCGUCGUCUAUGAGAGAGAGUUAUCGCAUGAAUCGACCGAGCACUCAAAUGAAUCAGAAGCAGCCCCCGUUGAGACUCCUGUCCUUAGAUGGUGGAGGGGUUAGAGGAUAUAGCAUGAUCAUGAUUCUACAGGAACUUAUGCUAAAAUUAUUCGUGGAGAUGCACGGCCGGGCGCCCAGGAGGGAGGAGAUCCCAAAGCCAUGCGACCACUUCGACUUGAUAGGGGGUACUGGCACUGGUGGGCUUAUCGCGAUUCUAAUUGGACGACUGCGACUUGAUCUAGAAACUUGUAAAGAACUAUACGUGAAGUUGACCAGGAAGGUCUUCGAAACGGACAAGACAAUUGCCGGACUGCCGUAUCGGAAAACUCUGUUUAAAGCUUCAAAACUCGAGGAGGCCAUUCGGGAGGUUGUACGCGAAACUAGCAUGCGAGACGGAGAAGAGACGGUGAAUAUGUUUGUCGAUCCUAAGAGCCCAGUCGCACAAAUCCGGCGGAGACAGACUUCCAGCUCUUUUAGAGAAGCAAAUGGGGGUCGGAGUAGUUUGAAGACAGGGGUGCAGUCGCCUGGUCUACAAUGGGGAAACGAGAACGCACUUCUUCGCGACUUGAGGCAAGGAAGUUGCAAGACGUUCAUGACAGCUGUCUACAAGGGCUCGGACGGGGUGUCCUCCCCAGCGUUACUUAGAACAUACGAAUCGGCGCACGGAACAUCCCCAUCUGCCGACUGCACUAUUUGGGAGGCCGGCAGGGCAACUUGCGCGACUUACCCUGCUUUCAAACACAUCCAGAUCGGACAGAACACAUUCCUAGAUGAGGGCUCCGGGAGAUAUAGCCCUGUCGCUCAAGUUCUUGAGGAAGCGCUUGUACACGAAUGGCCCGGUCGAGAAGUGGGUCUUCUGGUCUCUAUAGGGAGUGGGAAGGGCCCGGAAGGGUUGGAGGCCAAAAAGGAGCCCUCUGCGAUUAAGUCAGCCACACCUUUUGGAAAAAUGAUUGAGGCCAAAGAGAAGCAUCGUGCGAGGGUAGUUGAUUGUGAAGAUAUCCAUCAGGAGCUUUUGGAAGGUUUGCACCGCACCGGUAUACAGAAGGAGAAUUACUAUCGGCUGAAUGUUGAAGUUGGGAUUACCGACUUUGGCAUGAACGAGUGGAGCAAAUUGGCAGAUAUAUCGAACUGCACUCGAAAGUACCUUGGCCGACAUGAUAUCCAAAUGAUGAACAACUCGGCAGCGAGUAAAUUGGCCGAGAUUCAUAACGGCAGCCAGGGCCGUCUCAACUUGGAAAUCCUCAACCGAGAGCUACCAGAUCUGCCCAGCGAGGCCUUUGACUCUGAGGAGGAUGAGGAAGUAGCCAAAAACUUUGAAGAGCUGCACAGGAUAAAAAUGAAGAUUAGAGCCUGAUGGGCUUCUACUUUCUCACCUGUAUUGCAUGGGAAUAUUUUGGAUAUCUGGUGUUUAUGGAAUUUUGGUACUUAAUUUGGAGUAAUGGAGGGGAGCGAGGUCGAAUGAUUAAGAAAUUUCGUGUC